Messenger RNA from Rhipicephalus sanguineus (brown dog tick), 620 nucleotides. RefSeq lists its product as uncharacterized. The record is from RefSeq and is a predicted model, not a curated record. The coding region runs from base 39 to 368 and encodes 109 amino acids. The transcript is spliced from 2 exons. Lineage: Eukaryota; Metazoa; Arthropoda; Arachnida; Ixodida; Ixodidae.
ACGAGCAAAGCAGCGUGUAUGACCAGUCGAUAGCUGUCAUGGUUUACUGCGCCGUUGUAGGCUGCAAAAGCCGUACGUACACCAAAGCCGAGAAAGAGAAGGCUAAGCAGAACAGUCAGAACCUCAGCAACUUUCGGUUUUUCAAGAUUCCAAAGGUGCGGGUUCAUGAAUGCGGCAAGACGAGGCAGCUGUCGCAACGCCGGCAGCGCGAGUGGAUCGCCCGCCUCAACAGGAAGGGUGUCGCCGAUAAUCCGCAGAAGUACAAAGUGUGUUGCCGACACUUUUUAUCAGGGCCACAGUCUCCAGUGGGUGCUGCUGGCUCUGCAAGGGCUUUUCGGCUCACGAGCUGCACUGGCAUCGGCACCUAAUCGUCGUUUUUUCAUCGUCGACGACGCGAAAUCCAUUUCAGCGAUACUAGGCCUCACAUCCAAUUUCCUGAUGUGCGUCGGCAGCCACGAGUUGGCGCUGUCCGUGCACGAACGCUCCUGUCGCACGCGCACGCCGUACUCUACGUAAAAAAGCAGUGCCGCGACAUGGGAGCACGCAUCGCCGUUCCCGGCCAUGCACGUACAGUGCGCGGCAACGACUUCACCGUCGCACUUGCACAGGGCCCAUGAAUC